UUGCUCAAUACCCGUACGGGGAAAUUCGAGACUUUCACCGACCCGCAGACAGUCGAUUAUGCCAUCCUCUCUCACGUAUGGACCAAGGAGACAUCAGGUCGACUCGCCGAGCAGGACCACCAGGACAUCAUUCGUCUCCAGCAACAAUCAUCCGAUCCCAAUUCGAGCAUCCUCGUUAACGAGAGACUUUCUCCGAAGAUACGACAGGCUUGCGAGCUCGCAAAGGCGGACGGUUACGAGUGGAUCUGGAUCGACUCCUGCUGCAUCGACAAAGUGAGCAGCACCGAGCUGUCUCGGUCGAUCAACUCCAUGUACGACUGGUAUCGCUACGCCUCGAUUUGCUACGCCCACCUUGCCGAUGUCGACGAUGGCGAUGCGGCGGCGACCGAUGCUCCCGAUCGACCUUCUGAAGCUCAGAUUGUUCGGUUCCGCCAGAGUGCAUGGUUCACUCGCGGCUGGACGCUCCAGGAGCUCAUCGCGCCCUCUAUGGUCGUCUUUCUAUCCAAGAACUGGCGACGGAUAGGCACAAAACACACGCUGGCUGCGGUCAUAGAGGACGUGACCUCCGUCGAUCGUCAGGUUCUACGGGGCCAGAGACCUCUAUCAGAUGUCUGCGUCGCUCAAAGGAUGGCAUGGGCCUGGAACCGGAGGACGACGAUGGAGGAAGACAAGGCUUAUUGUCUUGUAGGUAUCUUCGGAGUACAGCUGGCGCCGAUGUACGGAGAAGGCCACAAUGCGUUCGUGCGGCUUCAGGAGGAGAUCCUCAAACACAUACCAGAUCAGACCAUCUUUGCUUGG
Messenger RNA from Dichomitus squalens LYAD-421 SS1, 798 nucleotides. Its product is annotated as HET-domain-containing protein. NCBI's taxonomy places the organism in Eukaryota, Fungi, Basidiomycota, Agaricomycetes, Polyporales, Polyporaceae. The record is from RefSeq and is a predicted model, not a curated record. The transcript has a single exon. The annotation marks the transcript as partial.